Cinclus cinclus is the source of this 3765-nucleotide messenger RNA. RefSeq names its product Ras association (RalGDS/AF-6) and pleckstrin homology domains 1 (gene RAPH1). Bases 1 to 3765 code for a protein of 1254 amino acids. Gene Ontology annotation, cellular component: plasma membrane; cytosol. Lineage: Eukaryota; Metazoa; Chordata; Aves; Passeriformes; Cinclidae. The transcript is spliced from 13 exons. The record is from RefSeq and is a predicted model, not a curated record. Gene Ontology annotation, biological process: signal transduction.
AUGGAGCAAUUGUCAGAUGAAGAGCUUGACCAUGGUGCAGAAGAAGAUAGUGAUAAGGAAGAUCAGGAUCUCGACAAGAUGUUUGGGGCCUGGCUGGGUGAACUGGACAAACUCACACAGAGUUUGGAUGCAGACAAGCCUGUGGCACCAGUGAAGAGGUCACCUCUCCGCCAGGAAACCAAUCUUGCCAACUUCUCAUAUCGCUUCUCCAUGUACAAUUUGAAUGAAGCCCUGAAUCAGGGGGAGACUGUGGAUCUGGAUGCCCUGAUGGCUGAUCUCUGUUCCAUAGAGCAGGAGCUCAGCAGCUUCGGCUCUCAUUCAGCAAACAAUGCUGCAGUGAAACGCCUCGUCCCAGAGCCCAAAAGUCAGAAACCGCCUGCUAGUCGACCUUCCACUAAGCACAGCGGCGUGAAAGGAUUGUCCUCCUCCUCCUCUGCUAAGGGGACUAAAGCACCUCAUGGCAACGUGUCUCUGGAUGACAUCACUGCGCAGCUGGAGAAGGCCUCUCUGAGCAUGGAUGAAGCAGCCCAGCAGUCUGUUGCAGAAGACACCAAGCCGGUGGUCGCUGCCCAGCACAGGAGGACGGCGUCGGCUGGCACAGUGAGCGAUGCUGAGGUGCGCUCCAUCAGUAACUCCUCGCGUUCCAGCGUGACCUCGGCAGCUUCCAGCAUGGACUCCUUGGAUAUCGAUAAGGUGACGAGACCUCAGGAGCUGGACUUGACAUCACAAGGGCAACCAAUCACUGAGGAGGAGCAGGCUGCUAAACUGAAAGCUGAGAAGAUUAGGGUUGCAUUAGAGAAGAUUAAAGAAGCACAAGUGAAAAAGUUGGUGAUUAGAGUCCAUAUGUCUGAUGACAGCUCAAAAACAAUGAUGGUGGAUGAGAGGCAAACAGUGAGACAAGUACUAGACAAUCUGAUGGACAAAUCACACUGUGGCUACAGUUUAGACUGGUCAUUGGUGGAAACCAUCUCUGAAUUGCAAAUGGAAAGGAUCUUUGAAGAUCAUGAAAAUUUAGUUGAAAAUCUCCUGAACUGGACGAGAGAUAGUCAAAACAAGCUAAUGUUUGUGGAACGUAUAGAGAAAUAUGCACUUUUCAAGAACCCACAGAACUAUCUUCUGGGGAAGAAAGAAACCUCUGAGAUGGCAGACAGAAAUAAGGAGGUGCUGCUAGAGGAAUGCUUCUGUGGAAGUUCUGUAACUGUGCCAGAGAUUGAGGGAGUUUUGUGGCUAAAAGAGGAUGGUAAGAAAUCUUGGAAGAAACGUUACUUCCUUCUUCGAGCUUCUGGAAUCUACUAUGUCCCUAAAGGGAAGGCAAAGGUCUCACGGGAUCUUGUGUGCUUUCUGCAGCUAGACCAUGUCAGUGUUUACUACGGGCAGGACUACAGGAACAAAUACAAGGCACCCACAGACUAUUGUCUAGUGCUGAAGCAUCCUCAGAUCCAGAAGAAGUCACAGUAUAUCAAGUAUCUUUGCUGUGAUGAUGUAAGAACUCUACACCAGUGGAUCAAUGGCAUCCGCAUUGCUAAGUACGGGAAGCAGCUAUACAUGAACUACCAGGAAGCCUUGAAGAGAACAGAAUCAGCAUAUGACUGGACCUCCUUGUCUAGCUCCAGUAUCAAGUCAGGAUCCAGCUCAUCUAGUUUGCCAGAAUCUCAAUCAAAUCAUUCUAAUCAGUCUGACAGUGGAGUUUCUGACACCCAGACAGCUGGACAUGUCCGUUCCCAAAGCAUUGUCAGCUCCAUGUUCUCUGAGGCCUGGAAACGAGGCACUCAACUGGAGGAAUCCAGCAAGGCCCGAGCGGAGCCUGCAGGUCGGCCCUUCGCGUCCGCGGCAGCUCCCGUGUCCCCGCAGACGAAAGCGGUCACCCCCUACGCAGCAUCGCAGCCGUCCCCGCCGCUGCCGCCGCCCCCGCCGCCGCCCCCUCCGCCCCCGCCGCCGCCGCCCCCGCCGCCGCCGCCCCUGCCCAGCCAGGCCGCCCCGUCCGCGGGCUCGCCCGCCAUGUUCGUCAAGUACAGCACCAUCACCCGGCUGCAGAACGCGGCGCAGCACGGCGGCCCUUUCUCCAAAGCCCCCGCCGCACAGCAGGCGACGCCGCCGCCGCCGCCGCCGCCCUCGGCCAAGCCUCAGAUGCCGGUGCCCCCCAACGGGGUCAUGCCGCCUCCCCCGCCCCCGCCGCCGCCCCCCACGCCGGGCUCGGCCAUGGCGCAGCUGAAGCCGGCACCUUGUGCCCCCUCGGUGCCGCAGUUCACGCCGCCCCCGCCGCCCCCCAAGAUACAUCAGGUUCAACCGAAUAUAAGCCAGGCCGCUGCUGCCUCCUCGUUGCCGCCACCGCCUCCUCCCGUGCCCGCCCCGCCGCCACCCCAGGCGCCCCCGAAGCCUGUCGUGGCGGCUCUGCCCCCUCAGCCUAGUGGGAAGGCGGCGUCCCCGGGGGUCACGCACGUCGCUCCCCCUGUCACUGCACCCUUGCCUCCCGCAAUAAAGAAACAACCAAGCGUCACUUCUCCCCUGGUGCCUCCUCUACCCUCAGCCCCUCCCGGCCCCGCUCCCCCUGCAACGUUCCCAAAGCAGCAGAGUUUCUCGGCAAAGCCUCCUCCAUCCCCUCAGUCCCCAGUGCCCUCGGUGGUGAAGCAGAUAGUCAGCCAGUUCCCCCCUCCUCCCACGCCACCUGCCGCUGAGCCCCAGCCUCUGAAACCCCUUCCACUGAGUGUGGCUCCACAGUCACCUCCAGCAGUGAAAGCAAAGCCCAAAUGGCAGCCUGCUGCUGUUCCUUCACCAGAUUUCCCCCCUCCUCCACCAGAGAGCAGUUUAGUGUUUCCUCCUCCACCUCCUUCCCCAGCUUCCUCUGCAGGUUCUCCCCCGCCUGACAAAUCAGGGUCUCCAGUCAAAAAGGCCGGCAAGACUUCAAGCCCCGGAGGGAAGAAACCGCCUCCGACGCCUCAGCGCAACUCCAGCAUCAAGUCCACGAGCUCCGCUGAGUACCAUGAGUCCAAGAGGCCUUCGGUGGACCGCCUUGUCAGCAAAUUUGCACACUCACCAGAGCCGUCAGGAUCUCCUUCCAAGGAGUCGUCACCUCCUCCAGCCCCUCCAAAGCCGGGAAAGCUCAACCUUUCUGGUGUGAGCCUGCCCAUUGUCCUUCCACAAGGUGGGAUCCCAGCCAAGGCUUCUGUUCCGAGUGUGUCAGGAAAGGAACCCGUGGUUGAAUUCCCUUCACCGCCAUCCGAUUCAGACUUCCCACCACCGCCACCUGAAAUAGAUCUUCCUCCCCCUCCAGUAGAAAUUCCAUCUGUGUUUUCAGGCAGCACAUCCCCAAAAGUUGCUGUCGUAAAUCCCCAGCCACAGACGUGGUCAAAACCGCCUGUGAAAAAAGCGCCACCGCCCACUCGCCCGAAGCGGAACGACAGCACCCGACUGACACAGGCGGAGGUCGCAGAGCCCCCAGGGUCAGCUGGCCCGCAAGUGCCCACGUCACCCAAGUCCAGCCUUAGCGUUCAGCCGGGAUUCCUGGCAGACCUCAACCGGACGCUGCAGCGGAAAUCCAUCACGCGGCACGGCUCCCUGUCCUCCGCGCGGAUGUCCAGAACGGAGCCCACGGCCACCAUGGACGACAUGGCCCUGCCUCCGCCCCCGCCGGAGCUGCUGGCUGACCAGCAGAAGACCAGCAGCUUUGGGGGCAGUCACAUAUCUGGCUAUGCAACGUUACGGAGGGGGCCGCCCCCCGCGCCCCCCAAAAGGGAUCAGAACACCAAGCUGUCACGGGACUGGUAG